This is a messenger RNA of Procambarus clarkii (red swamp crayfish), 543 nucleotides long. The record is from RefSeq and is a predicted model, not a curated record. Lineage: Eukaryota; Metazoa; Arthropoda; Malacostraca; Decapoda; Cambaridae.
UCCACCGGCGGUCGUCUCACUCUAGUCGUCUCGGCCUGCUUCAGGGACCAUUAGUACUGUGCACUCAGGCGAGAUACUGUGCUGCUCAAGCUUCAUGUCCUCGCCCCUCCUGCUGACCUAGAGGAUAACAAACUUACUUAUCUUAAGCUUUACAGCGGAAAAUUAAGGCGGUGCUGGUGCAGGAUGAAGCCGGCCAUGUGGUACCUGAUGAUGUUGGUGGUUGGCUUCUUCUACAUCUACCUCACCGCCAUCCAGUACAUCCGGGGACAGGUGGUGCACGACCCUCCGUCUAGCUACCAGCCACAGUACGACCCCCAGUACUACGACGAGAACCUCAUCAACCCCGCCAACGCCCUCGACUUCGAGUACCAUGACUACGCCAAGAUUACGGACUACCUACGCUCGAUGAGCGCCACCUACCCGAACCUAACGGCACUCUACUCCAUCGGCAAGACAGUCCAAGUUGUGGAGGCGGCCGCGUCCUCAGCUGUUGUGGAGACGGCCACGUCCUCGGCUGUUGUGGAGGCGGCCGCGUCUGGUUGA